UCCUUCACAUGCAGAGCUCAGCUGCCCAGUCACGCCCACUCCCCCCCUGUUCAUCCUCCUAUAAGACAACCUCCAGUCCAACCCGCCAAACCACCAACACAACAACAUACAACAUUUGCAACAGCAGCAACAAUAACACCUUCUCCUCCUAAGCUUCUUCUUCUACCUCUAGCUCAUCAGCUCUCAGCUACUGAUCAUCAAUCACUUCAGCCACCAAAGAAAGAAUCCAUCAGCUGUCAACCAUGGUGCUCCUUCCUACUGACCGCAUGGACAGCCUCUUCUCCCCUCGCUGCGUGUGGGUGAACGGCCCCAUCAUCAUCGGCGCCGGUCCCUCGGGCCUCGCCGUGGCGGCGUGCCUGCGCGAGCAGGGCGUCCCCUACGUCAUCCUCGAGCGCGCCGACUGCAUCGCCUCGCUAUGGCAGAAGCGAACGUACAACCGCCUCAAGCUCCACUUACCGAAGCAGUUCUGCGAACUCCCGAGAAUGCCCUUCCCCGACCACUAUCCCAAGUACCCCACCCGCCGCCAGUUCAUCGACUACCUUGAGGACUACGCCGCCAAGUUCGAGAUCAAGCCCGAGUUCAACAGCACCGUGCAGUCGGCGCGCUACGACGAGACCUCCGGCCUCUGGCGCGUGCUUACCUCCGCCCCGGCCACCGGCGACAUGGAGUACAUCGGCAGCUGGAUCGUUGUCGCCACCGGCGAGAACGCUGAGAGCGUCGUACCGGAUAUCCCCGGCCUCGAAGGCUUCGACGGCAAGGUCACCCAUGUUAGCGACUACAAGUCCGGUGAAAUUUACAACGGCAAGAGCGUGCUCGUUGUCGGCUGCGGCAACUCCGGCUUGGAGGUCUCGCUCGACCUCUCCGACCACGGCGCGAAACCCGCCAUGGUGGUGCGCGACGCCGUCCACGUCCUGCCACGCGAGGUGCUCGGCAAGUCCACUUUCGAGCUCGCCGUGCUACUCAUGCGCUGGCUCCCGCUCUGGAUCGUCGACAAGAUCAUGAUCCUCCUCGCAUGGCUCGUUCUCGGUGACCUCGCCAAGCUCGGCCUCCGCCGCCCCGCCGCCGGCCCGCUCGAGCUCAAGGAGACCCACGGGCGCACCCCGGUGCUCGACUACGGCGCGCUCGCGCGCAUCAGGGCAGGCGACAUCGCCGUCGUGCCCGCCGUGAAGCGCUUCGCCAAGGGCACCCAGGUUGAGCUCGCCGACGGCCGUGUCCUCAACUUCGACGCCGUUAUCCUCGCGACCGGCUACCGCAGCAACGUGCCCCAAUGGCUCCAGGGCAACGACUUCUUCACCAAGGACGGAUACCCCAAGAUCGCCUUCCCCCACGGGUGGAAGGGUCAGUCUGGCCUCUACGCCGUCGGCUUCACCCGCCGUGGUCUCUCUGGCGCCUCGGCCGAUGCCGUGCGCAUCGCCGCGGACCUCGGCAAUGUCUGGAGGGAGGAAACCAAGCCCUCCAAGAGGCCUGGUGCCUGCCACAGGCGCUGCAUCUCCGUCGUCUUCUAAACUGAUCGAUCGAUCGAUCGAGCCGUCACGAAGCUAACUUACUGAAGACCACACACACACAUACAGUUGUUCUUGGUGUUUUAGUUAGCCACUCCAAUCCCCUUGGUUUGUUGUUGAUUUGUUCUUUCCCUGGUAAAUUACUAGUACGGUGUCGUUAAUUAGGUUAUACGGUAAAAACAGUGAGAGUGAGUUGAGUUAAAAAAAACUAGAAAAUGGAGCCCUCCCGUCAGUGGGAAGUGAGUGAGCCCUAUAGGGGAUUUUUACUGCAGCUAUGGGCGCUAGCUUGGUGUAUAGUAGCAACCUGUUGGCGUGGAAGAAGAGGCUCUUUGUCAUUGACCUAGCAUGUUCAUUUCAUUGUUGUAUACACUCCAGUGUAGUGUUCUACUACACUUUGUAGCAGUAGCUAGUUUUAGUAGUUUUAUAUGGUUAGUGAAGAGGUAGUACCUCUUGUUGUAAUCUUUUUUGUUCUUUUACUGAUCUUUGUAUGGCUCUUUACUUGAGAGUGAAUAUAUAUAUAUGGCUACUAGUGUAAAA
Molecule: messenger RNA, 2039 nt
Organism: Setaria italica (foxtail millet)
Lineage: Eukaryota; Viridiplantae; Streptophyta; Magnoliopsida; Poales; Poaceae
Product: probable indole-3-pyruvate monooxygenase YUCCA5
Exons: 2
Coding region: 243-1505 (420 amino acids)
Molecular function (GO): NADP binding; N,N-dimethylaniline monooxygenase activity; flavin adenine dinucleotide binding
Source: RefSeq, a predicted model, not a curated record